Messenger RNA from Jaculus jaculus (lesser Egyptian jerboa), 1920 nucleotides. RefSeq names its product calcium sensing receptor (gene Casr). The coding region runs from base 445 to 1920 and encodes 491 amino acids. The record is from RefSeq and is a predicted model, not a curated record. The transcript has 6 exons. Lineage: Eukaryota; Metazoa; Chordata; Mammalia; Rodentia; Dipodidae. Gene Ontology annotation, molecular function: calcium ion binding; G protein-coupled receptor activity. Gene Ontology annotation, cellular component: membrane. Gene Ontology annotation, biological process: intracellular calcium ion homeostasis; G protein-coupled receptor signaling pathway; detection of calcium ion.
GGCGCGUCUCUCCCGCACCCGGACCCGCGCGCCCUCCUGCGCUCAGCAUCCAGCCCAUCCUGGGGACACCCAGAGCCAAGGGGUCUGCGGGGUAGACCCCGGUGCGACCGGAGACCCUGCCCCGACGCCAGGACCGAGGUGUGAGCGAAGAUUUGUGAGUCAUCACUACUCUCAUUUCUGGCUUUCUCCCGCCUGCGAGAAAGCGUCCCGGGAAGUCUCUACGCGAUGAGGCUUCCAAAGACACCAGGAGCGCUCACCUUACACACUUGCAAUGGAGAAGGCAGACACGGAGGCUCAAGCACCCCGACUUCCCAUCCUGUGAUUAACCACUCUGUAGACAUGUGUCCCCACCACAAGGCCUGAACUGCACCACGGUGGGGGUGGGGGGCAAGUUCUCAGGCCCCCAAGCCACAAGUACCCUUGUCUCCCCUGGAGACCAAAACCAUGGUGGGUUACAGCAGCUGUUUGGUCCUCUUGGCUCUCGCCUGCUUGCACGCCUCCGCCUAUGGGCCUGACCAGCGGGCCCAGAAGAAAGGGGACAUCAUCCUUGGGGGCCUCUUUCCUAUUCAUUUCGGAGUAGCAGCCAAAGAUCAGGAUCUGAAGUCAAGGCCCGAGUCCGUGGAAUGCAUCAGGUAUAAUUUCCGUGGGUUUCGCUGGUUACAAGCAAUGAUCUUCGCCAUAGAGGAAAUCAACAGCAGCCCGGCCCUUCUUCCCAACAUGACUCUGGGAUACAGGAUAUUUGACACCUGUAACACCGUUUCCAAGGCCUUGGAGGCCACCCUGAGCUUCGUGGCCCAGAACAAAAUUGAUUCUUUGAACCUGGACGAGUUCUGCAACUGCUCGGAGCACAUCCCUUCUACAAUCGCAGUGGUCGGGGCAACCGGCUCGGGCAUCUCCACGGCUGUGGCCAACCUGCUGGGUCUCUUCUAUAUUCCCCAGGUGAGCUAUGCCUCCUCCAGCAGGCUGCUCAGCAACAAGAACCAGUUCAAGUCCUUCCUCCGCACCAUCCCCAACGACGAGCACCAGGCCACUGCCAUGGCCGACAUCAUCGAGUACUUUCGCUGGAACUGGGUGGGCACCAUCGCGGCUGAUGAUGACUACGGCCGCCCAGGAAUCGAGAGGUUCCGGGAAGAAGCUGAAGAGAGGGACAUCUGCAUCGACUUCAGCGAGCUCAUCUCCCAGUACUCCGAUGAGGAAGACAUCCGGCAGGUGGUGGAAGUGAUCCAGAACUCCACAGCCAGGGUCAUCGUCGUCUUCUCCAGCGGCCCAGACCUGGAGCCCCUCAUCAAAGAGAUUGUCCGGCGCAACAUCACCGGCAAGAUCUGGCUGGCCAGCGAAGCGUGGGCCAGCUCCUCCCUCAUCGCUAUGCCUGACUACUUCCACGUGGUGGGGGGGACCAUCGGAUUCGGCCUGAAGGCUGGGCAGAUCCCAGGGUUCCGGGAAUUCCUGCAGAAGGUCCAUCCCAGGAAGUCUGUCCACAAUGGCUUUGCCAAGGAGUUUUGGGAAGAAACAUUUAACUGCCACCUCCAAGAAGGCACUAAAGGACCUUCACCCGUGGACGCCUUCCUGAGAGGUCAUGAAAAAGGUGGCAACAGGUUAAGCAACAGCUCCACGACCUUCCGACCCCUGUGUACGGGGGACGAGAACAUCAGCAGCGUAGAGACUCCAUACAUGGAUUACACACACUUACGGAUAUCCUACAACGUGUACCUAGCCGUGUACUCCAUCGCUCACGCCCUGCAAGAUAUUUACACCUGCUUACCUGGGAGAGGGCUCUUCACUAAUGGGUCCUGUGCGGACAUCAAGAAGGUAGAGGCCUGGCAGAUAGAGGAGUUUUGGCUGAGGCUUCGUGGACAUGACGUCAUGAUGGUAAAGUAUGAAGUUUUAAGUCAGAGGAAUAAAGCGACAGUUCUUGGGUAG